CACAGAAAUUUUCUGCCUCCACCAACUCUCAUGGUUAUUAAAGACUAUGUGAAAGCAUGGGAGGGAUGUUUGGUUGGAAGAGUUCACUCGUACCGUGCAUGUCUUAAUCAAGCAAGGGUCAUGGCCAAACCAACAUCACCCUCCUCACUCACUUCUACGUGGUCGAGUAGGCUGGAGAUCACCAUUUUCAUUCCCAUAAAGGCUGUCAACUACACAUUGAGGAUUAUUGGUGGACCCAUUGAUUACGUGUUCUUUCACAUAACUCAAUUCAACAAUUUUGACGUGUACGACCAUCUGAUGAGUAAAAGUUUGUGUGCAAAAAUUGAACUCCCUUCGCAUAUUAUAAUCUUAUCUACAACAGAAAGCAAACAUCAUUUCUUAGGAAUAAUUUUUCCAAGGGAUACAAUAUUUGUUGAACCUGUAUAAAGAUGGUCCUAAAGUUGCAUGUUGUAAGCCAUAAGGGCAUGAAACCAGAGGGAAGAGAAAGAGAUCAAUCAUGAGA
Messenger RNA from Cajanus cajan (pigeon pea), 502 nucleotides. RefSeq lists its product as uncharacterized. Gene Ontology annotation, cellular component: mediator complex; transcription regulator complex. NCBI's taxonomy places the organism in Eukaryota, Viridiplantae, Streptophyta, Magnoliopsida, Fabales, Fabaceae. The record is from RefSeq and is a predicted model, not a curated record. Gene Ontology annotation, biological process: positive regulation of transcription by RNA polymerase II.